CCGCUGGUAUGUACACACAUGCGUCGCACCGCACACCAGAGACACCCACACCCACAACCACACUCGCACCCCACCCCUUUACUCAGCCCCGCUCUGCUCUCGUCCGCCUUUUACACCACCCGGCUUUGUCUGUCUAUCUGUCUGUCUGUCUGUCUGUCUGUCUGUCGGACGCCCUAGCUACGCCCACUUGUUCCGCUCGACAAAGUGCACGAGCGCUGGAUCGUCCACUGACACCGGUGGCAGAUACUCACCCUUGUAACGCCGAUGCCACCAGUCACCUGUCAUACACAGCACACAGAGCUCAGACAGAUCCUUUGCAGACUGAUAUAUGCGUCUUGGUGCGUGUGUGUCACCAGCGUAGCGUACCUUUGCCGAACCAUCCGGUCUCUUUGGGUUUGGUGUACCGGUAUUUGUAGUGUGAGGCCCUCACGAAGGUGGGCGGUUGGUCGGGGAAGGGGUUGUGCGCCAUCAGGCGGAGGACCGCUUUUUCGUUCUUCAGCAGCUUGUAUCCGAGGUGCACCAGCCAGGGGUGCUGUUUGUAAGAUGAAAAGGCCGCAAACCACUGCAGGGGCGACGCCAGACAGACAACAGGACAGUUCAGGUGCCUUGGGUGUGGGUAUGGGUGUGGGUAUGGGCGUGGGUGUCAAGUGACAUACCAUCAGCCAGUCCAGUCUGUAGUGGUAGGGCGAAAUGAUGCAUGGCCGACGAUCGACCCUGCCCGGCUUGCAUAUGAAGCCAUACUCCUGCCACACGGCCUCAGGGUCAUCCUGCCACGCACCAGGCACACACACACACACAAAGGCAGUUGAUGGCUGGCUGUCGGUGUGUGUGUGCACCGGUCGAUGCCCCCUGACUUGACUUGGCUUCACUUGACGUGCAUACCGGUCGUGUGGCGUUGGUGCCCUCAAAGAUCACCUCUGUGCGCUGUUUCGUGACGGAGCCGAAUGCCCCGUAGGUGUUGACAAGCCUGAACCGAUCGAAACUCGUGUUCAUCAUCUGCACGAAACGCGCAGGCCACGAACCACACAGCAGCAGACCCAGGGUGAGCGCCUUGUGCGUGCCGGCUCUCUCUCCCUCCCUCCCUCCCUCCCUGGAUCCAUCCCUCCGUCGCCUACUUGUCGAGACGAUAUGAGGUUCUGCACGACCGGUCUAGAAAGCUUGAAGAGCAGCACAAACACGCCCACCUCCACACACGUCCGCAGCACGCUCACCGCCACCAGCCAGACAGCAGCGCCGGGCCUCCUCUUCUCCCCCGCUCUCCCCUUCACAGCCCUCCCUCCCCCCUGCUGCUGCUGCUGCUCACGAGACUUUCUCUGCUUGUCAGUUGUGGUUUUCUUGGCAUCUGCCUCUGGGGGCGUCUCGUGCGCCCCACCGUUAGUGCUGUCCUCUCUCCCGGCCGCAGUGGUGCGCCUGCGCUGCCGCAGCUGGCCAGUGGGGGUGACUGAGAAUGCCGUUGGGUCGCUUGCAGGGCCAGGAGGAUGCUCGUCGCCUGAGGCGUGUGUCGAGUGGGUGUGGCUGGACUUGGCCGAUGGCAUGGCGGGGAGGGGCGGUGGCGGUGGCGGCGACUUGCCUGAUGUGAGCUGGCGCACUCGGUCCACUGUGGCCUUGGGGAAGAGGAAACUGCCAUCUCACAGUCAUCCAUCCAUCCAUCCAUUGGGGUAUGUGAUGUGUGGGGGCGUCUGCGUCGUGGCAGGUGCCGCACCUGAGUGAGAGGUCGUCGAAGCAGAAGAUUGCAGGCAGGAUCGUCAGCCAGUUAAGGAAUGAGAGGUUGCCGGACACAAUGAGCAUCAUCUGGAAGAGAAUCUGACACACCACACGGCAAUACACACAGAUAGACUGUCGUCCUCCCUCCCUCUCUCCCUCCCUCUCUCCCUCUCCCUCUCCCUCCACCCACGUACUCACCUGGACGGCCCCGCCAAGGAGUCGGCACUGUCGGAGUGGAAUGAGCAGGUUGAAGGACAGGCAGCACUCCACGAUGUGGUUGACCAACGUCUCAGCCCAGUGGAACUCCUGCGGAUUGUGGUGCAGAUACCUGCAGGCAGAACAGAACACGACAGGCCACCCACACCACACCCACGAAUACGUUAUGUUUCGCAUACAUAAAGUCGAGGCGUCCGUCGAGCAAUGGACGAACGUACCACGAAACGGGGUUUGGGACGGGCUGCGUCUGAUUGAUGGUGAUGGUGGGCCGGGUUAGUUGUCGACAUCGAUCAGAUCGAUGGACACACACACCAGGGAGGAAUGGAGUGCAAGGCAGUGGCUGGCAUGGCGCACAUACAUCUGACCUGCCUUAGCCUCUCACCUGGUAGUGGUACCUGCACGCAGACACACACACACACACACACAUCCAUCCAUCCAUCAUUACAGGGUGUCACUGAUACCUACUCCAUACAGGUCAGGUCGCGCCAGCACGGGUCCCCCCUAAUGUGAAUCAAGCCACACAAUCCAUCCCGUCAACCGAGUGAUGACUGACUGACCCGCAGAACACCCACAUACACACAGACAGGUACCUGAGCUUGAUCAGGCCGGCCCCCAACAUAAUACGAAAGAUGAGCCAUCUGCAGAUCAGCGCAGCCACACAUGGGUACCCGGGGUGCUCACGUACGAUGCAUCUCUCACGUGAACGAACAGUUAUGUAACGGUGCCUAGAUUAAUCACUCUCACCUGUAUCCCCAUAUGCACACGAGCGGCGUCGGCCAGCUGCUCGGCAGUCUCGUGAAGCCCCAUGCCAGGGGGCACAGAAAGACUGCAUAAACGGGCAGACAGACAGACAGACAGACAGGCCGACGCUCCCUUCUGGAGUGACUGACGGCCACCUCAUCUCACCAACCCAUCCCCGCUCACUUGCGAGGAAUCCCGACUCGAGCAAUUGCGAUUCCCAUCCAAAGGAAUACCAUCGCUGGCCGACGUUGACGAUAGAAUGAUACAGUCCCCACAGCGCCGCCAUCAGCCAGCACGGGCCGCCACCCACAACCACCAGCACCACCGACAAAGCCACGCCAGCCCAUGCCACCAAUGCCAAAUUGAGGCUCGAACACUCAAUGAACAGAAAGAUGGACGGCACCUCGGCUACCCGCUGGUACCAAGGGAGCCCCUCCAGCUGCUGCUUCACUUGGCUCAUGUAGGUGCGUGCCGGCAGCAGACCGGAGGGCCCGAUGAGGCCGUCGUUCUGAAGGGCCGCGACGAGGAAGGCGACGCAGUAGAUGAAGCCGAUGAACCGCAGGAAGACGAUUCUUGUCAGCCAGAAGGAGCCACGCAGCUCAGACUGGGGCGCCAGCGCCCUGAGGCCAUCGAUGAUGGGCGACAUACGCCGCUGCGCUGUGUUUCGAGAACUCAUUCCCCGUCAGACGUCGACGGUGAUGGAUGGAUGGAUGGAUGGAUGGAUGGAGCGCGAGUCAGAUCUGACUUCAAGAACUCACAAGCGCCAACCCAGAUCUCACUCGAAGACGGCUCUCCUCUCGCGAAUCAAAGGCUAUUCCAUAUAGCUGCUUGUUCUGUGCGCCGCCUUCAUCCCGACGAGGAGCGCCGCGGCACCAUCCCUCCUUCUC
Molecule: messenger RNA, 3548 nt
Organism: Vitrella brassicaformis
Lineage: Eukaryota; Vitrellaceae
Source: the annotation of a GenBank genome assembly